AUGAAGUAUAAUUAUAAGUUUCAAAACCUACUAGGUACCGUUUAUCGACGUGGGGACAUUUUAUUUACUAAUGAUGGAAACUGUGUUAUAAGUCCUGUGGGAAACAAAUUAACAGUUUACAAUUUAAAACAAAAUAAAAGUAACACUCUAGCAAUAGAGAGUCAUUAUAACUACACUGCACUUGAUGUAUCUCCUAGUGGAACAGUUCUAUUAGCUAUUAAUGAGCAGGGUGAAGCACAAAUGAUCAGUUUGCUAACAUGUACAGUGGUACACAGAUAUAAAUUUAAACAGCAUGUUAAUGCAGUUAAAUUUAGUCCAGAUGGAAAACAUUUUGCGGCCUGUUGUGAUGAUACAGUUUUCAUUAUGACAGCACCAAGUGUGUACACUGGUGAAUUCCGUUCCUUUAUAAUGAAGAGAGUUUUCAAAAAGGCACUUGAUGAUGUGACAUGCCUAGACUGGUCUUCCUGUGGCAAGCUUUUGGCUGUUGGUUCAAAAGAUACUUCAACAAAAGUAUACUCAAUAGAAUAUUUGGACAAUAUCAACAUUUUCUCGUUAAGUGGACAUACAGAUAAGAUUAUUGGGGUAUUUUUUGAGAAGAAAAGUCUUGAUUUGAUAACAGUAAGCAGGAAUGGACAAGUUUGUUUGUGGGAUGCCAGUAUUGAACCUGAUGACCUUGUAGUAUCCGAGGUCCAGAUUUCGCACCAGAAACGAAGAAAAAUUAAUAAAGAAGAUGAUCUUGUUGAAGAUAAUAUUGAAGAAAAAGAUGUUAUAGAAAAAGAUAAGGAAUAUGUGAGUGACGAAGAUGAAGAAAUGUUGCCAGAAGUUAAGGAAGAGGUAAAAAAAUUGCAAUAUAAGAAAUUAGGACGCCAUUACAUUGGUGAUGCGAUACGGAGCGCAAAUUGUAAAGUGAAGUUAACAGCUGCGCAGUAUCAUAAAGCUAAUAAGAUGUUAGUCACGGGAUUUUCGAAUGGUAUAUUCUUCCUACAUGAGAUGCCAGAUGUGAAUUUGAUUCAUACACUGAACAUAUCGGAACAUAGAAUCAGUAGUGUCUCCAUUUCUGCUCAAGGCGAUUGGAUAGCCUUUGGUUGCCCGAAUAUUGGACAGUUGCUUGUUUGGGAAUGGCAGAGUGAACAGUAUGUGAUGAAGCAGCAGGGACAUUCCCAAGAUAUGACCUGUUUAACAUAUUCUCCGGACGGUUUGUACAUAGUGACAGGAGCCUAUGACGGUAAAAUCAAGUUAUGGAAUACAACAUCUGGUUUCUGUUUUGUAACAUUUUCGGAACAUAAGUCGACUGUAACAGAUGUUGUGUUUAGUACAAAUAAGAAAUUCUUUGUGUCGUCUUCGCUUGAUGGGACUGUAAGGUGUUAUGAUUUGACAAGGUACCGAAACUUCAGGACGUUAACAUCACCCAGUCUCGUACAAUUCAGUUGUGUAGCGAUUGACUCCAGUAGCGAAUUGUGUGCGGCCGGUGGACAGGAUGUCUUCGAGAUAUUUCUUUGGUCUGUCAAAUUUGGAAAGCUUUUGGAGGUACUAGGAGGUCAUGAGGCGCCAGUAUCUAGUCUUUCGUUCAGUCCGAGUUUAUCAAGUUCUCGACUUGCAUCCGCUUCCUGGGAUAAAACUGUUAAGUUGUGGAAUUCCAUAGAAACUAGUUCUGAUUGUGACACGAUACAGUUAACUAGUGAUGCCCUGCAAGUUGCCUUUAGGCCAGAUGGUGAAGAGAUAGCAGUCUCAACGUUAGAUGGAAAUAUCAGCUUUUUCAAUGUGACUACUAGUGACCAAACCGGAAGUAUCGAGGGCAGAAAUGACCUGGGGUCAGGCAGAGCUGACACUGAUUUAAUAACACCUGAAAAAAUGUUAAAAACCAAAGCAUUCACAACAAUAUGCUAUUCAGCGGAUGGCUCAUGUCUUCUCGGUGCUGGUAAUUCGAAGCAUGUCUGUCUAUACAGUGUAAAGGAAGCGGUUUUAAUACGAAAAUUUGUUAUCACUCAGAAUCGAUCCUUGGACGCUGUCAAUGACUUUAUAAACCGUCGUUUUCUGACGGAGUUUGGUAACAUGGCUUUAGUGGAGCAGCGUACGGAGUUAGAAGGCGGUGACGUCAGUGUACGUCUCCCAGGGGUUAAGGCUGGAGAUAUGGCUGAUAGGAAAGUCAAACCCGAGGUUCGAGUACAUAGUAUAAGAUUUUCACCAACCGGCGAAAGCUUCGCUGUAUGCGCUACUGAGGGAUUGCUGGUGUAUAGUCAAAAUGCAGGACUCGAUGGGACGUUUAGACCUUAUCGCCUUGAAACCGGAUCUACUCCACUUGCAGUGAGAUCACUGCUAGAAGAAAAAUCAUGGGGUCUUGCUCUCGUCGGAGCUUUGCAACUGAACGAACACAAUAUUAUACAGGAGUGCGUGGAAGCAGUGCCAUCUAGCGACAUCGAACUAACAGUAUCAAACCUGGAAGAAGACUACUCGAACCGUCUACUAAACUCCAUAGCCCGUCUACUGGAAGACAGUAGACAUAUAGAGCAUCUACUCAUUUGGGUGAAGUGUCUCAUCAAUAGGCAUAAGAAAAUCCCGCAAACUGUUCUUCUCGCUUUGGAGAAGGUGUUGACGGUGAAAUAUGGACAGCUUAGUAAGAUAUGCGAUUUCAACAAAUACACAAUAAGAUGUAUUAAAGCGGUUGGUGAAAUAACUCCUAAGCAAGAUGUGGACAUGGACAACGAUGCGUCUAGUGGAUUAGGAACAGCGUCUGAUUCAGAUGAAUAA
Pieris macdunnoughi is the source of this 2748-nucleotide messenger RNA. NCBI's taxonomy places the organism in Eukaryota, Metazoa, Arthropoda, Insecta, Lepidoptera, Pieridae. The record is from the annotation of a GenBank genome assembly.